UUAAAAUUAGUACUUUUUAUUCAAAUAGUGUCGCUAAUGACACAAAUGAUAAGUUCCUACCUAAUACAUGAGGUUUCCCUCAAUCAAAGUGCUAGUGAAAUAACAAAACUAGAAGAUCUUCUACUUAAAGUCAAAAAGUCGGUAACCUUGAAGGAAAAAAAGAAUCUUUGGAACGAAGCGAUUGUUUAUUACCAAAUAGAUGAAAUUUUUAAUGGAACGGAACGUAGAUUAAUAAAACAAGGUAUGCGGAUGUGGGAAGAGUCAAGUUGCAUUCAAUUUGUCCAAAGAAAUUCGAGUAUCCAUCGAGAUUAUGUCGCCAUCACUAAAUCGGAAUGCGGGUGUUGUUACAAGGAGAAUUACCAAGGUCGCAGAAAUAAAGGUCGCAGUGAAUUGAGCUUAGCUGAUGGAUGUGAAGCAAUAGAGAUUAUUCUUCAUGAAUUGGGGCACGUUUUGGGCUUUUACCAUGAGCACCAACAUCCAGACCGCGACCAGUGGGUUCAAAUCAACGAGAGGAAUAUUGAUCAAGGUUAUGAAUCAGAAUUUUGGCGGCUCUCACGAGUGCAUGUCGAUACUUUAGGACUGCCCUACGAUUACCAAUCUGUGAUGCAUUAUCCAAACGAUGCUUAUGCAUAUUACAGUUUUUGGGCUACAAUAGUCCCGAAGCAAGCUAUUAACGGCACAGUACCAAACAUUGGCAACCAAAAAAAUCUAAGCCAGGGUGACGUUAAGGCUACUAAUCUUCUAUAUAAAUGUCCGACUUGCGGAGGUGUUUUUUAUGGCGUAGUUGGAUUCAUAGAGACUCCUGUCAGCUCCAAUGAUUCUGACUCAAAUCUAGAAUACUGUCAGUGGCGAAUUGUUGCUUCUAAAGGGGAACGAAUAAUACUCGACGUUUCGACAACAAACAUUUUCGUGAGUCAUAAUUGUGCAAGCGAUUUUUUGGAAAUACGAAAUGGUCAUUCAGAUAAAAGUCCACUGUUAGGUCGAUACUGUGGAACAAAUAAAGAAGGAACACUCUACCUCGUUGGUGGUGAUAACAUGCUAGUGACUUAUCUGAAAACGACAAAAAUUAACGGGAAUAAUGGGUUCAGUGUGUUUUUUAGAAAAAAAUGCGGUACAAGUCCAACAUUGGUGAAUGUCAACAAUCCCGUCGCCUUGGAGUCACCAAAUUAUCCAUUUAAUUACAGGGCUUACGAUAAUUGCGAGUGGACAUACGAAGCGCCUGAAAAUCAUACGAUCGAUCAAUAACAAAAUUUUUGGAAAUGUGAUAAU
Cotesia congregata is the source of this 1269-nucleotide messenger RNA. The record is from the annotation of a GenBank genome assembly. NCBI's taxonomy places the organism in Eukaryota, Metazoa, Arthropoda, Insecta, Hymenoptera, Braconidae.